UGUAGACUGGGCUGCUCCGUUGCCUGGAUGUUGAGUUUCUCAGUCUCCCCGCGAGUUGCAUUGCCGUUUCUUCAAUUUGUGCUGCCCCAUUUACUAACAUGUAUUCAACUCUGGUCCGGCCUAACAUGGAUCACUAAGGAACGAGCUUGAGUGGGGUUCAUGUGAAUUUAAUAAUCCGUGAUGCGAACCAAAUGAGUGCAUCGUGCGAAAUGCAAGCAGUGUAGUCGUUGGUGGUUGCAAGUGUGUUGGUUUUAAGUUUUAUCAUGGUAAGUGUAAAAAAGUCGCAGGGUUCAAAGAAAAAGAGGGUUACGUUUGCAUUUUGCACAGAUAAAAGCGACUGUUAUUCGAAAAUACCGAUAGAAAGCACAAAUGAAGUAUCAACCAGGCUUUCGAAGUACCUGGACAAAGACAGUGGACAUGAUGAUAAAUAUUGGAACCCGCCAGUCAGUACUCAUAAAAGACCGGAAAUCCCCAAAUUCGUGAAAGUUUCAGGAAAAGCCUGUAAUGUGAAAAAGACUCUUGUUAGGAAUGUCGAACAAGUUUUAGUGCCACUCGCAAGAGGAAGAUUGUGCCCUUCCAUUCCAGUAGAUAUUGUACAAGACAAACCAGGAUCAGAUGUGAAGAAGUCAAGUUACAAGAGCAAAUUUGCAACACCUGAACUCAAUACAACAUUGUGCAUAGCAAAAGAAAUUCAGGAUACUGCAAGAUUAGAUGCGAAACGACCAAGUGGCACAGGCAUCCAUCCACCAGCCAAGCAAGUGCUGGAUGUAAAGAUUUUAAGCAAGUUGAACUUUCCAUUUGAAGAGAAACUGUACAAGGACCUUGUCUCACUGACUGUGUGUGAUGAGGAGCUCCUUGGCAGUGAUGACAGGGUAAAGAGCAAAAGGGAAGUUGAAUUCAGGCAUUGCAAGGACCAGGAACCUCAGCUCACAGACUUCUGCACGCCAUCAGAUGGAAAAGAAUACAGUGUAGUGGAGCAGCCAGCCUCCUGUGGAAUGGAUAGGAUAAGAAGCUACAAUGGCUUCGGUUUAUAUGAAAGAAGUCAGACAUGGUUUUCUGAUGAUCAGGGGUGAUCUGCACAUAUUUCUGGCAAAAACGAAUCUUGACAUCAUUGCUUAAAACAGCAUGAGAUUGAUAUUAUACAGAAGAUUUUAUGGACUAUGAAAAUAUCAUUGUAAUUUAAACUGAAUGGAAUGUAUUUCAAAUUCUCAUCUUCCCAAGUUUUAUGACAGCUUUUUAACAUUGUGAGGACCAAUACGAAUGCGUAAUUCCCAACUGAUACAAGACAGUGACUUCCCUGCAGUUUGAGUAAAGUCACAAACAGUAAUAUCAGCCACUUUUUGUAGUGUGUUACUCAUAUGCAGAAAAGUUCAGCCCCACAUUUUUAUGAUCAUCUCUCAUAAGUGCCAUACAUUGAAGGUUAUUGACAGGAGGUAAUCUCUGAAGAGAAGGAAAACUGAAUUUCUAAUUCUGUUUCAGGUUGGUUACACUUCAGAUAAAAAAUGUACUCGUAAAUACAGUAUGUCUUAGUUUGUUCUA
Molecule: messenger RNA, 1539 nt
Organism: Cryptotermes secundus
Lineage: Eukaryota; Metazoa; Arthropoda; Insecta; Blattodea; Kalotermitidae
Exons: 2
Coding region: 264-1073 (269 amino acids)
Source: RefSeq, a predicted model, not a curated record